GCUAGAAAAAUAGGCUUAAAUUUAUUGUAAAUAAAUUAAAUAUUUUACUAGAAAUCUAGAGAAGUAUACGGUUCAAUCAAAUCUGAAUAAUCUUUAUAUACCUAUUAUAUUUAGAUUAAUUCCAACGGCGGUUCUUUAUAUAAGCGUAAGUGACGAUGUACGACGGUCAGAUGAGCAACCAGAGCAGCCCGAGCAGCCCGGGCGCGCCCCCGCAGCCCGUCGUGCGCCUCGACAGGAAGCACCUGCGCACGCCCUCCGGCAUGUGCCAGAUGGUCCAGCUGACAUGCAACAUUCUUGGCUUUAUCUGCUUGAAAGUGGCAUGGGGAGCGUGGGUGUCAGCCAUAUUUUACAACCUGAUAUUCUGGAUUGGCAUCCUCGUCACGGGAGCCAUAUUUACCUCAUACCUGUUCCACGUGGUGGAGAAGUUUGAUGCGUGGCCGUGGCACAAGUUUGAGUUCCUGUACUGCGCCGCCAUGGCUCUUGGCUAUAUUAUUACAUCAAUAUUUGCUAUGACUAUUGGUGAAAGUGUUGGAUAUGCUGUUGGGUUCUUUGGCUUCUUUGCCAUCAUUGCCUACUCUGGUGACAGCUACCUGAAGUACCAGGCAUGGAAGAGGGGCCUCCCUGCUCAGUCACCGCAGUAGAUACCACAUAUCCCAAACUAUUUCCAUCCAUUGCUCAGUAUUAAAGGAAACUAUGUUAGAAUAAUUGAGCAGUAUUUAAACACUUUCUAGUGCACUGCACCCUUUAAAUGGGCAAAUGUAUAUGUCUCUAUUUUAUUCAAUGCACCUAGCUGUUACAAAAAGGCUCAGUAGUUACACUAUGCUAGGCUACUGAUAGGAACAAUGCAGAGGAGUACUUAAAUAUUACCUUUGAGGUACCAGGCACCUAUCAGUAGCUUAGUGUUAAUAAGCCUGUUAAAUGCUACUGCACACUGCCACAAAUCUGCAGUAUGCAAUGGCCUUUAGCUUAAAUGUUAUAGGUAGGUUGUAAGUGUUACUUUUCUAAGUUCAAUUUUAUUGAAAUACGUGUUAUGAUCUUAUUUUUAUAACUAUGGAAAUUAAUUAUACUUUUCUAAAAGGGCCAACAAAGAAGGAGCCUAUAAAUUAUGAAAGAAGAAUCCAACGAAUGUAAGAUUUAUAGUAUUUUUAAGAUUUAUUAAGUGGAGGGAAUGUUUAUCUGAAAGGAACAAACAGAUCUUACUGGGUGCUGCAACUAAUACCGCCAAAAUUACCUUAUGAAAAUAAAAUUACACUGGUGGUAUGAAUUUUAUCUCUAUCUGGUGGCAUAAGGUAGAAGCUAUGGGGCCAAUAAGGAAUGCAUUUUUAUAAAUGUAAAGGCAGGGUUCAUUAUACGGGCUUUAAGAAGAUGCCAUUGUAAAUCGACUUUUUGAUUUACUCACUUAAUAAUUUAAUAGCACUUUAUACUUAUUGAUUAGGUAUUUUGAAAUGUUUAUUUGGUAUCUACAAGAAAUCGUCUUAAAGAUGUUAUACUGAUUAUGUUUUAUAAAUGACUGUUUAAUGUUAGAUAAAAUCAUAAGAUAAGUUAAUAAAACACUGUAAGCACUUA
Messenger RNA from Plutella xylostella (diamondback moth), 1566 nucleotides. RefSeq lists its product as uncharacterized. NCBI's taxonomy places the organism in Eukaryota, Metazoa, Arthropoda, Insecta, Lepidoptera, Plutellidae. The record is from RefSeq and is a predicted model, not a curated record. Gene Ontology annotation, cellular component: membrane.